Geodia barretti is the source of this 426-nucleotide messenger RNA. The record is from the annotation of a GenBank genome assembly. Lineage: Eukaryota; Metazoa; Porifera; Demospongiae; Tetractinellida; Geodiidae.
AUGGGCAACCACAACAUCGAGCUUAUCGCCCCGAUGCAGUCGUUCCAGUAUGGAGAGCAGUCCUUUGCGCUGCCAGUUGAGGCCACCGGCCACGUCGGUGACGAUCUCGGCGUCGGGGUAGAGUUCCCGCAUCUGAGCGACUUGCCUGCCGAGGUCCCCACGCUGCUUGGCGGAACUGACCCGGCAGUAGCACACGACAGUGGGCCAGGAUGCUCCGCGGAGGUAGGCAUCGACGUCGUAGAGCCGCUGACCAGCGGAGUUCCGAUAGUGGGGGAUUUUGCCUUGGUCGGCAUACCUUCUCAGCGUCUGGGGGUGCAGGCCCAACAUCGCAGCGGCUUUACGGCUUGCAACGUACACCAUGACAGAAACAUACAUCAUUAUACAACAAUGCUCAAUGAAUCAUUGCCUAGACACCAUCCGUUCUAG